CUUUCAGGCAACGAGUUUUGCGAGCGCUUGGCAUACUAUGGGCUGGCAACAAACCUCGUCAUGUACAUCACAACGGUGAUGGGUGGAGACCCGGCAGACGCAGCAAUCCAGGUUAGCGUGUUUGAGGGCACGUGUUACUUGACCCCCCUUAUUGGCGCAUACUUGGCCGAUUCGAGAUGGGGUCGUUACAAGACGAUCCUCGUCUUUUCCUCCGUAUACUUGGUGGGCAUGGUGAUGUUGGCGCUGACCUCCUGGCUGCCGGGGCUGACCCCUCCGGAUGGCGACGAGGCCACCUGGCCGCAGCUGGGUGCGCUCAUCGCCUCGUUGUCCGUCAUCGCACUGGGGACGGGGGGCAUCAAACCGAACGUGUCCGCCUUCGGAGCGGACCAGUUCAAUGAAGCAGACCCGCAGGCAAACAAAGCUAAGGAGUCCUUCUUCAACUGGUUCUAUUUGGCUAUCAACGUGGGGUCGUUGAUCGCCUGCACGGUCAUUGUCUUCAUUCAGGACCAGGUGUCCUGGACGCUGGGCUUCUCAGUGCCGGCCGUUGCAAUGGCCACUGCGGUGCUGCUGUUCGUGGCUGGUCGCAACGUGUACCGCCACGUGCUGCCCACCGAGUCCCCCAUGGAGAGGGUGGUGAGGGUGGUUGCCGCCGCCGUACAUAACAGCAUCAGCGGCGCCCCACCCACCAACGGCCAUAACCACUAUAAGAACUCUAACCACCACCUUCACCACCAUGCCAUGCUAGGCGGCGGGCUGUCUGCCAGUCCGCUGCCUAGCUACCUUGAUUUGGCUGCUGCUGGGCGGGUGUCCGAUUCGGAAGGAGGGGCGGGAGGGCGGCGGCGAUUCCAGAGAAACAUGUCGGUGGAGGAGGUCAAGAUGGUGCUCAGGCUCAUGCCGGUGUUCUUCACCACCAUGCUGUACUGGACCAUCUACACGCAGAUGGGCAGCUUCUUUGUGCAGCAGGGUAACCUCAUGGCCCGUGAGGUGGUGCUUCCCUUCACUUCGACCCACUUUCACGUGCCCUCCGCCUCCAUGUCGCUGUUCAACACACUCUCCAUCAUCUUGCUCAUCCCGGUGUACGACAAGCUGCUGGAGCCCGCCAUAGCCCGCUGCCGCGGCAAGAUCACCCUGCUGCAACGCAUCGGUUGGGGCAUGGUGCUGGCCCUGGUGUCCAUGCUGGUGGCGGCCGCUGUGGAGUGGUACCGGCUGAGGAGCCUGGACAUGUGCAGGAAUGGCGCGGACCCCCCCCUCCACCUGGGCUCCCUGUCCAUCUUUUGGCAGGCGCCCCAGUACUUCAUCGUGGGCGCGUCGGAGGUGCUCGCGUCCAUAGGGCAGCUGGAGUUCUUUUACGACCAGGCGCCUGACGUGAUGCGGUCAUGCUCCAUGGCGCUGCAGCUGGCCUCCACUGCCAUCGGGUCGUAUUUGAGCGGAAUCAUUGUGUGGGCCGUACAGUUGGGCAGUCCCGCUAUUGCCGGUCGGCAGUGGCUCCCUCGAGAUCUCAACAACGGCCGCCUGGACCUCUUCUUCGUCUUCAUGGCCGCCCUAAUGGCUAUCAGUACGGCAUCCUUCGUCGUCGUCGCCAUGUCGUACACUUAUAAGCAAGUAGAGCACAAGCGCCACGUCGUCCAGCCACGUGUGUCCGGAAGCGGUCAGGUCGGGGCUCCUACGCUUGUGCCGGCAACGCAAGCCAUGGCUGCAGCGGCGGCGGCGGCGGCGGCGGCGGGUGGUGGCAUGGGGGUGCCCAGUGCAGCGGCACCUAUGGUGAUUCGUGGUCGUGCCGCGGCGGGAGCGGAAGUUCCGGAGCCAACACCGGAGGAGCUGGAUAUGUACGGCAGAUCGUUGGCGUACGUACCGCCGUCGCCGGCGCUGCCGGCGCCGUUCAGGUAA
This is a messenger RNA of Volvox carteri f. nagariensis, 1887 nucleotides long. RefSeq lists its product as uncharacterized. The annotation marks the transcript as partial. The transcript has 14 exons. Gene Ontology annotation, biological process: oligopeptide transport; transmembrane transport. The record is from RefSeq and is a predicted model, not a curated record. NCBI's taxonomy places the organism in Eukaryota, Viridiplantae, Chlorophyta, Chlorophyceae, Chlamydomonadales, Volvocaceae. Gene Ontology annotation, cellular component: membrane. Gene Ontology annotation, molecular function: transmembrane transporter activity.